This is a messenger RNA of Odontomachus brunneus, 2646 nucleotides long. RefSeq names its product nibrin (gene nbs). The coding region runs from base 211 to 2304 and encodes 697 amino acids. NCBI's taxonomy places the organism in Eukaryota, Metazoa, Arthropoda, Insecta, Hymenoptera, Formicidae. Gene Ontology annotation, cellular component: Mre11 complex. The transcript is spliced from 11 exons. The record is from RefSeq and is a predicted model, not a curated record. Gene Ontology annotation, molecular function: protein binding; damaged DNA binding. Gene Ontology annotation, biological process: double-strand break repair via homologous recombination; mitotic G2 DNA damage checkpoint signaling.
AUUAACGAAACACCCUAUGUGAUCUUCAUUCCACAUGUAAAGUUGUAUUUCAAAACGUUCUUUUGUUAUGAACUUUUAUGAUUUAAAAGCAAGUCAGAAUACAUUUUCAUUUUCAAAUUUGGUUAGAGUGACCAACUUUUAGAGAAGAACAAAUUGUUAAAAUUACAACAUAACGUAAUACUUAUUAAUUUGUAACCGAUUAUUGUCAAUAUGUGGUGUCUUGAAGAAUACCAAGGUCGUUGCAUUUAUAUUCUGCCAGAACAUAAAGUAUCUUUUGGCAAAUCUAUAAGCAACAUCCAGAUUAAAAAUGAUAGCACAAUAAGCAGGCUUCAUGCAGUUGUUUCGAUAGAACCUUGUGAAGAAUCUGAACUGCAAUAUAAAUGUGUUAUAUGUGAUGUAUCCAAGUACGGAACAUAUAUUUUGCGAAAUGAAGAGAAGAAAAGAUUGCCUAAAGAUGAAAAGUUUGUUCUAAAACCUGAUGACAAAGUGCAAUUUGGCCUAAAACACAGUAUCUUCAUUGUGACAUAUCAUUCCUUUGUGGUUGUGACAUCGAGUUUGAACAAAGAAGAAGCAGCCAAAUUGAAGAGCAUUAUGACGAAUCUUGGAGGUACACUAUCUGACAGCUGGAAUGUUUCCUGCACACACCUGACAGUGCCUAAGCAGUUUUUGUUCACUACAAAAUUGGCUUGUGCAUUAGCCUCUGCCAAAACAAUUGUCACCAUUGCAUAUUGGGAAGCAGUAAUGGAAGCUGUGGAGAAAACCAAAGAAUUGCCUAAAAUCAGUGAUUUUCUACCUACUGUAAAUGAGAAUUGGCUGCAAGCUAGUUCGAAAUUAUUCUUACCUAAGGAAGAACGCAAGACGCUAUUUUGCGGCCUGUUUUUCGUGCACUUCUGCGCGAAACAAUAUGCUUCGUACAAUUGUAUAAUUUACGCGGCAGGCGGAAGAUCGUGUAUAUAUCCUACAAAGAAGCCUUUGACACCUCGGGAUCUGAUGGCCAAGAAUGCUGUUAUUAUACAACAGCCUGCCAAUGAUUCCUCGCAAUUCACAGUUCAAACUAUCGCAACAGAUUAUCCGAUCAUUCAUCACAAACUGAGUGUGCUCAAGCGCAGAAUGAUCUCCGACUCAGAAAUCCCACUUGCCAUUCUGAACUGCUCCACCGAGAGAUUUUGCAAUCCUACAUUUGACUUCGGCACACUUCUUAAAUCGAGCACGCAAACGUUCUCCCCCUCUGGUUUGGUGAUUGUUGAAGACACACAGGAUGUGCCGUUGACAAGUAAUAAGAGAAAACACGAAAGUAACGAACAGCAACGAAUUAUUCCCGAAACUCUCGACUCGCCGUUUGACAGUGAUAUCUCAAAAAGAGCACGUCCCGAAAGUAAGGAGAGAGAUAUUCCCGGGAACAGCAAGAACGGAAGCGGUAUUGCCUGUAUCUUUUCCAGCACGGCCACCAAACAACCCCGAAUUAUUCCGGAAACUUGCGAUUCCUUAGACAAAACUUUAAACAAAAAUGUCGCGAAUGACAAUUUCUCUCGGAGUAGCACCAGAAACCCUCGAGUUAUUCCUGAAUCUUGGGACAAAAGUAGCGUGGAUGAUUUCAGUGUAGGAAAUGAGUGUCGCGUGAAAAAUUUAUUGCAAGUAGAUGUUGAAGCUAAACAACAAGAAGAAAUUAUUUUGGAGAAAACGAAUAACUCUGUUCCCGAAAAACGUAAUUUAAUCUUUGAGAAAGAGGAUCUGUUACUUGAAGAUAAUAAUACGACAUUUAAAAAACAUAAUUUGUCACUAAAAAGAAAGAACUUGAGUUUUGAAAAGCGCAAUCCUCUUCUCGAAAAGAAUAAUUCAACUAAUCAGAAUGUCGAGGAUGAGAGUGAAAGCUGGAAGAGCUCAAAGGGGCCACGUAUUGUAUCGAUAGAGAAGAUCAAUGUUGGUGGUAAAGACAACAUCUGUACAGAUCGAGUGACGGAAAAGUCGUUGGAAAAAGACUGUUCCAGAGUUGAAGAGACUCCAAACUUAAAAUUAAAACAUCAAGAUAAACGUGAUAAAAAAGUAAUCGACGAAAACAAGGGAGAUAAAGAAAGGGAAGAAAAGUCGCGAAAAAUGGGAACGAAAGAAGUGAGGAUAGAGAAAAGUGAUAAGAAUAAAGAAGAAAAACCCCGAAAAAUAAGAACUGAUUGGUAUGAUAACUACUUAGGUUGCGAGUUCACGGAUGAGAUCCUGCGCAAAAGCGAACCGUGCGGCAAAAGAUUCGUGAAGGCAUUUGUUCCGACCCCCGUUAGAAAACUGGGUUCAGAUGACUUUGUUCUGUGAUUUGCUAAGAAAAGUGACUUACACACAGUGAUCAAAUCACACGUGCAAAUAAAUAGUUGUUCCUUUUCAUACCUUUUGUAUUAUCUAUAAUUAAUAACAGAUAAAAAUGAUAAUAUCUUCGAAAUUAAUAUUUAAAAUUUUACAUGUUUAUUGUUAUUAAAAGAAAGGAAGAAUGCAUUUUUUUGUAAAUAAAAAUUGUUGCUAAAGAAGCCUUAUGUUUCCGAUAAGGCUAGAAUAAAUAAUAAAAAAGCAGAAAUAUAUGUAUUCUGUAUAACUGAUAGAUACACAGUUUGUACUACAUUUUUUAUUUUUGUAAAAAAUAUAUUUAGAGAGAAAAAGAAA